AGGCAGUCGUGAGAUGCGUACACUUGUGGCAACACAUUUGUAGAUUGUUGUUUGUCUUCAGCCUGUUCUUCUGGAUCUUUCCAAUCUGUCAUGCUGACCAGGUGAACGACUAAUACCCUCCACCUCACUUUCUCCCCUCAAACCUUCUUGCAACCACAAUACCAACAGUAUGGCUGCUCAACUAUCGCCGGAGGCAAAGGAGCUGUCACUUGUUGGCAAGGUAGAGAUGCGCAUAGCUCUUGCAGAUGGCGAUCAGAAACUCCAAACCACUCUGAACACAUAUCUCGCACCUCUGCUCCUCAAACUCGCCUCUGAACAUAUGAGCGUUCGCAACAAGGUCAUCAGCAUUUGCCAACAUAUCAACACUAGGAUAAAGCCAGAAUCUGUCGCGCUACCAGUCGCUGCACUCGUUGAACAGUUCAAAUCGAAUCCCAACAUUCCUUUAAUUCGCCAUUUUGAUCUCUUGUACAUACAGACUGGCAUUCGCCGCAUGUCAUUUGUUGAGAGCACCGCCCUCUUUCCUGUUGUCCUGCAAAGUGUCGCUUCUGCUGGCAAGACAUCACCAGCUCAUGGCUCUCAAAUGUUCAAUUUGCUGCUCCAAUUGCUGAAGUACUUCAAGCUUCCUCCAAGAGGUACAAAGGAAGACGAGGAGUUGCGUUCCACUCUUCAGCUCAGUGCUGAAGAUACCUCGUUUUUGGCGUUCUGGUUCGGGAAGUUGAUUCUGUUCUCAGUGGCCAAAGGUGGCAACACAGCUUCAAUAACUUGCCCAGGUCUCAGACCAAGCGAGUAUUCUUUCUUGACACUACAAAACAAGGCAGACGUUUGGAACCCCGCUUCUCCAAUGGGUCUUAAUCUGCUCGAGAUCAAAACCAGUGUUGCCAAAGUUCUUGCAAGUGGCAUGUUCACAGAUGCAGAGCGCGUUCUUCCCGCCUUGUUUGCCUCGACCGAGUCGACAUCGGGGAUCGGCGAAGACAUGCUGAAGAGAACACUACCUAGUAUCCCGCUUGAAGACUCAGACUUUGUCAAGUCCCUGUACACCCUGUAUUUCGGGGACGAAGGUAUUGACUCGUUGAAAAGGGUUCGAGUGCCUCUACAACUGAAGAUCCUUGGACUGUUUGCCAAAUCAACAAUCAGCACAACCUUCACCGAACAAAUCGUCAGACUCGUCAACGAUGGCAUCGCAAGCUCAGAUAGCGACAGUCCUUCUUCACUUGGAAGAGAAGCGACAAAACUUCGCGCUGCCAUCUUUGUCUAUAUCAACUUCGUUUCUCGAUUGGGUAGCGAAGAGAGUCUUUACGCCAUUGCUCCACGGGUUCUUGGAAGACUACGUGAAUACAUUGAAGGCCAGAGUUGGCCAAGAGCUAGUCAGAACGAAGAUCUUGUCUCCCGUGGCUAUGCUUACGAGGUAAUCGGACUGCUGGCCAAAGCUGGCCCGAAAGACCUGGUCGUUGAACCAAAUCUGGACAUCUUACGUUGGCUUUUUGAAUCUCUGGCUCUGGACACAGCUUCAAGCUCGGUCACUGUCAGCAUCGAGGAGUCACUCUCCAGUAUGCUCGGGGCGUUCGCAAAACACGGAGAUUUGGAGACCGCGACUAGUCUCGAGAAUCUUCUGAUCGAUCAGAUGUACAGGUCCGGAACACCCGAUCGUCGCAGCACUCGCUAUGUUGCUGUGCGAUACGCAAAUCGCUGCCUUCCUUAUGCAUCUGUAAAGGCUCGUUGGGUCAACUUACUAGCAAUUGCUGCCGAGUCCGUCGACCGCCAAGAAGUCACCGAGGAGGGCAGACGUGGACUCAGUCCAUACUGGUACCGAAUGCUUAAUGGUUCUGUUGGCACAUCACAAACAGACGAGAGUGUCAAGUUUCCUCCCUUCCAAGAUUUGAUGAACUACGUAUUCUACGAGUUGGCGACAGACAUCUCGGGCUCCUCUAACAACCGCGACCCGUUGAGAGCAGUUCAGCAGCUUCUCCAAAGACACUCUGCCGCUUUCAUAGAUACCAUCAAAUACUGUCGACGUGUUUUCAUGCAUGACGCUCUGUCCACCAGUACCACACAGGUCAAGCUGGAUGCUGACUGGGAGUACAAGUUCGACACUGCUAUUGAGAAUGACGAGCAGAUUCGUCAUACUGUCAAGGCACGUAUUGCUCAGGUCGCUACUGAGGGACACGACGCUGCCACACGUCUUCAACUGCUGUUGCAGGCAUUCUCCGUGAGCGUGUUGGUCACCGAGGGUAGCAAGAUCAAGGUUGAUGAUGCAGACAAGUUGUUCUUAGACUUGUGUGCUCUCAGUCCCGACUCUUUGGUGGAAACAGUAGCUCCCCAGUUUGCGGGGCUUCUCCCUUCAAUCUUCUCGAACAAGCUUACCACCAGACAAUCUGCUGCCCAUGCCUUUGGUCUACUCGCUUCCCAUCCUAAGAACCAAAGUGAGCGUCCAGGAGAAGUGUUAGAGGCUAUUCAACAGCUCUUGACCAAGACUUCAUCUUGGCAAGAGGCCGUGGGUGCUGCAGCUAACCAGGUCCAUGGUGCUGUUUCAGCCUUGGGCUUCUUCUACAGCAGAUAUGCUUUACGAGAUGGCAAUGACUUUCAGUCUUCAGCUCCAUUCGGAGAGUAUGUCUCUAAUGCCGCUGAGAUCCUGCUCAAAUCCACAGACAAAAUCUUGCAAGAAUCCAGCUAUAACGCACUCGGCGAUUUGUGUCUGUUCCAGGCAGUCAAGCCAGCUGUCUUUGAGAAGCUAGGCGGCUUCAAAGCCAUAAUUGACAAGACUGCGGAUAUCGCUAAAUCAGGUAGUGAGAGUGCAGCUCUGGCUGUCGGACAGAUGGCCACUAUUCUUGAAGAGUCAACAACCGAAACAACUUCUGACGAGAAAUCGCUUCUUGAGCAUACCUCCGAGCGUUUGCAUCAACUUCACGACAUUCGGCAGGCCGAGACACACUUCUCCGUAGGCGAAGCUCUGAGUUACGCUGCAGUCGGGUGGAGAUCAAAGGCUCUCAUCCAUCGAAUUGAUGUAGAGUCUUCGAUGCCGACUGGACCCGAACGGACCGACGCACUGCGCAAACUGCUUCACAGAACACUUGAAGACUGCAAACAGACUAAGCCCUCACUCAAAAAGGCAUCAGUUAUCUGGCUGCUCUGUUUUGUGCAAUUCUGUGGUCACCUGGAAGAAGUACAGAGUCAGCUAGCUGCUUGCCAGGUCGCUUUCAAGAAGUGUCUUUCUGAUCGUGACGAAUUGGUUCAGGAGACAGCUUCUCGCGGGCUUGGUCUUGUCUACGAGAAGGGUGACAGAAACUUGAAGGAUGACCUGGUCAGAGACCUUAUUGGAUCAUUCUCUUCUGACAACAAAGCCCAGCUAGCUGGAAGUGUCACUGCCGAGACGCAACUUUUCGAGCCUGGAGCACUUCCCACUGGUGACGGAUCUGUGACCACGUACAAAGAUAUUAUGAGUCUCGCCGCAGAGGUCGGCGACUCCAGUCUGGUCUACCGCUUCAUGUCUCUUGCAUCCAGCAAUGCCAUCUGGUCGAGCAGAGCUGCAUUUGGCAGAUUUGGCCUCAGCAAUGUCUUGUCGGAUUCUAGUGUUGACGGAUACCUUGCCAGUAACCCGAAGUUAUACCCCAAGCUCUAUCGAUACCGAUUCGAUCCCAAUCCCAACGUCCAGAGGUCUAUGACCGAUAUCUGGAACGCAUUGGUAAAAGACUCUACAGCAACGAUCGACUCCCACUUCGAUGCCAUAAUGGAUGAUCUGCUACUGAACAUUCUCGGCAAAGAAUGGCGAGUGCGUCAGGCUUCAUGCGCUGCAAUCGGCGAUCUUGUACAAGGCCGACCUCUGGACAGAUACGAGAAAUAUCUCGAGAAGAUCUGGAGUGUUUGCUUCAAGGUGCUCGAUGACAUCAAAGAAUCUGUCAGAGCUGCAGCAGCUUCGCUGGCUCGCGUAUUGACGGGCAUCCUCACAAGGUCGCUUGAGGCAGAUACCAUGGCCUCAAAGAAUGCUGCAGUAUUGCUCAAAAACGUGUUACCUUUCCUCAUGUCCACCUCUGGCAUCGAGUCUAGCGCGGAAGAAGUCCAGAGCUUCUCUUUGCAUACUUUACUCGAGAUUAUCAAAAAGGCCAGCGGCAAGAUUCUGCGACCCUUUAUUCCUGAGUUAGUUGAACGUCUGGUGGGUCUUCUGAGUAUCCUCGAACCACAAGCUGUCAACUAUCUGCAUCUCAAUGCAAGCAAGUACAACCUCACCGAACAGAAAAUUGACGACAUCCGAUUGUCAAGCAUUCGCAGCAGUCCCCUGAUGGAAGCUAUCGAACGAUGCCUGGACUUGCUCGAUGACGCUUCGAUGGAACAACUUCAACCUCGUCUCGAGGCUGCCAUGAAGGGCGCAGUAGGUCUGCCUUCGAAGGUUGGCUGUAGUCGUAUUCUGGUCUCGCUCAGUACACGCCAUAACGUUCUCUUCAAGCCUUAUGCCGAUCAAUUCCUGAGGCUCAUUGAGAGACAGGUGAUCGAUCGCAACGAAACAGUAUCCAGUUCUUACGCUGCUUCAUCAGGUUACGUCGCUCGCGGCGCAUCUGACAAGCAGAUACUCCGUCUAGCCACAUUUGCUAGAAAGCUGUACUUCGAGAGCGAAGGAGACCGCGAACAAGCAAUCCCACGCCAAAGCAUUGCGGCUGCUGAGAUCGUGCAAGCAAUCUCGAAGCAUGCUAACGACAGAUUCAACUCCCUGGCAGCCGACUUCCUUCCUUUCAUCUUCUUCGGCAAGCAUGAUUCUCAUGAUCAGGUCAAGGAGAUAUUCCGCAACACAUGGGAGGAUAAUGUCGGGGGUAGUCGUGCCAUCGCACUCUACCUGAAGGAGAUCCUGUCAAUGGCGCAGGAGCACAUGGACUCGCCACAAUGGGUGAUCAAGCAUACAGCAGCGCGAUCGGUGGCAGAUGCCACAACUGCUCUUGCCUCAAUGAGUAGUGGAUUCGACGCUACAACCAGCCAAUUGAUAUGGCCUGUUCUAGAGAAGGCGCUCAGCGGAAAGACCUGGGACGGCAAGGAGGCGGUACUCUAUGCUUUCGCCAAGUUCGUGGAAACCACCAAGCAUGUCUGGUCAGCCGAGGAUGGCGUUGCGAAAACAUUCGUGAAGAUUAUUCUACGAGAAGCUAAACGACAGAAUGUGACGUACCGUCCUCACGCUAUCAAGUGUCUAGGCCUCGUGGCCGCGAACCGGGAAGACCUUGAACUGUUCAAUGCCAUGUGCGAUGUGAUCAGGUCCGUGUUCACUGACAUAGUGGACACCGAGAACGAGGAUAGCAUGGACGUGGACAACGGUAUUGGAGCCGGCGACAAGGAUUCACGGGAGAGCACUAUUGUCAACGGCGUCGAAGCGCUGUGUAGACCCUUUGACGGUACGGAUGUGGCUUGGAAGGGAGACCAGAAGCUCGUGGAAAAGAGGUUGGACCAUGUCUUGGGCACCCUGCAGAUAUUGCAGCCGAUGCGGCCCGAGGGACACGCGAGUCUACGAAAGACGAUGGAAAAGGCCAAAGCGAGUUUGUUGACAUGUCUGCAAGGAGAGUUCGACAACGACGAUUUGGGACGCGACUUACGCCGCCGGAUUGAGGGGCUGGGGACGACGACGUAGUGGUGACAUUAUUACUAUCUACGUCUGGACGAGUAACCGAGCGCCACUGGACCUUAGUAUCGAAAGAGGUCAAUACAACUGUGAAUUGCUGCAUACCGACUAGGUUCGUGCUACCCUAACACGUGAGAAUUAGAGGAAGGGAGAGCAGGAAUUUUGGAGUCAUGCAAGCCACUUCAGCCAUGCACAACAGCAACUCCGAGGGGCUGUAGCGUAGAAGAUUGCGACCAUUGCAGCAGCAGUGUGUCGGACGUUGUCCUCAAGAAGCAGAAAAAG
Molecule: messenger RNA, 5875 nt
Organism: Aureobasidium pullulans EXF-150
Lineage: Eukaryota; Fungi; Ascomycota; Dothideomycetes; Dothideales; Saccotheciaceae
Product: ARM repeat-containing protein
Exons: 5
Coding region: 170-5602 (1810 amino acids)
Biological process (GO): proteasome assembly
Cellular component (GO): nucleus; cytoplasm
Molecular function (GO): molecular adaptor activity
Source: RefSeq, a predicted model, not a curated record